UAAUCAUUCUCCAUUACCGAAAGAGAAUUGAAGAAUUGUGGUAGAAAAUUUGUUAUUUUUUGUGUGCUGCGCUGUUUUGUAGAAAAUUACUUGGUAUUUGUACAAAAUAUCCACUUGAAAAUUAUACAAAUACUUGUAUAAAGAUGUUGUGCUUUGUGUAAAAUAUAAAAAGUGUAACUAAAUGUUCGAUUUAGGCUGUAAUUUUGCGUUUUUCAUGGACGGUAUUGAAGUCGAGAAGUUUUUGCAAAUGAGAAAUUUUUUCUAAGGAAGGCAACGAAAAAAGACAACGAUUGAGCGUGUGAGUGAGUAGAUCAAAGACGAGCUCAGUGGCGUCGAGCAAAGCAGCGCGUUUUGACGCUGACCGAGCAGAAUAUAAGCAGAAGAAAUUUAGUUUUAAAAAUAAUAACAAAAACAUUGGUGAAGGUGUAGAUACACUGGUGUGUUUGUACGUGCUGAAUUUAGUUGAUCGCUAGUCGGAAGCAUUGUGUGGUAGUGGAGAACACAAACUGCAUGAAAGAUGGCGUCGUCGAUGAUAGCUGCAGCAGUUGCGGCGUCGACAUCGGCGUCAUCAGCUGCAACGGGCGAAACGAAAAGAGAAGAAGAAGAUGGUUGCAACGAAGAGGGAGAAGAGGAAGCGCUUAAUACCUCACUACGUUCCUGUGCCAAUGAUCCAGAUUUCGCGGUAAUAUGUGCAUUCCUACAAAAAUUCGCCAAGGAUUUGGGUAUACCAUUACCGAAUUUCAAACAUUUGCAAGAGUGGCUUACAAAUACAGAUGAAGUUACCGACCAGUUGCGUGAUCUACACAUCAAACUUCUACGUAAAACUCGCAAAACCGUACACGAGAAAAGUUGGGAGUCAGCAUUGAGUAAAUUCUGUUUUACCUAUUCCGCCCAGGAUGCCUGGGAGGUAGAACGUUUUGGCUAUAAAAAGUCAAGUCUAAAAGUAAAACUAAGAAUUUUCAGAGAGUUGCUAGAGAGUCAGUUUCAACGUAAUGGCAAGUUCCGUGCUCAAAUACUUACAAUGAGUGCCGAUUCAUUACGUUCGCAGCCUAUAGGACGUGAUCGUCUUGGGCACACCUACUAUUUUACACAGGAUGCAGAUGGCAAUUUGCGCGUAUAUCAGGAACAUCUGGACGAGGAAAUAUGGCAAGUCGUCGCAACGACACGCGAGGAAUUAGUUAAUCUCAUAUCACGAUUGCGUGGUAAUGAAGUAGUGUUGCCUUCAACUGAUAUUGGUGUAGAUGAGGACACCAGCAGUAGUAACAGUUGCACAGCUCAAGUGGAAAAACCACCACCGCCGGAAGAACAAGAUGACUCGCAAGAGGAAGAGGUGCGCAUACCUAAUUUGCGUAUAAAAUUGUCAAAUAAUGGCAAAUUAGCUGUAACAUCACCAAAUACCACAACAACACAAACAACAAAACGUAGCCUGGAUGAUGUGGACAAAAGUUCACCACGUAGUGAGGAAUUAAAUAUAAUAAAGAAAGCGCGCCCUUCACUUUUGGAUGUGAAUCGCGCUAAAAAACCCAGUCGUUAUGAGAAAACGAAAUCCGAAGAAGAGGAAGAGGGUGAGGAGGAUGAAGAUGAAGAGGAUGAUGUUGAUGAAGAGGAAUUAUCCAUAGAAGAGGAGGAUAUAGAUAGCGCUGCGGCCGAAGAGGAUGAAAAUGAGGAGAAAGAAAUUGAAGACUCAGAUGGUGAUUCUGAUGAAGAGAACGAAGUGAGUGAAGCCAUUGAAGAACCCACCCUUGUAGUACGCGGUGCGGGUGCUGGAGAAGAUUGUGACGGCGUAAACACAAAUACAUUUCUGUUAAGCACUGUCUUCUUUGACGAUGUUUGCGAUGACGCCAUUGUGGGUGAUGUUGUUGAGGAGGCAACGCUUUACAUAUGCGGUGAAGGAUCAGGUGCUGAAUGUUUAGUUGGUAAUGACAAAAAUGAUGUUGAGACAGCAACAACAACAACUACACCCACAAAAGCAAAUGAACCGAAAGCGACAUUUUUCUUUGGUGAGCCUGGUUGCCUUAAACUCAGUCCGUUAAAACAACAACCAAAAGAUAAAGGAAAGAAAGCAGACGUUGCUGUCGAAAACUCUCAGGCUAUUGAUAAGAAAAGUGAAAUAGUUGAAGAUGCGACGAAUGAUAAAGCUGAGGAUCUUCCAGAAGAUCAAAAAGAUGCUAAAGAUAUCUCAAAAGAUUGUGAGCAAGCAAAUAAUACAGACUUGAGUAAAGAGGACGCUGAAAAUAGUACGAAGGACCAAGAAACUCCCGAUAAAAAAGAUUUAGUGGCGAAAGUCACAGCUAAUGGUGAUGAUGUUGAGUGUGGGAAGAAUAUUUUGGAAAAGAAUACAGGGGAAGAGCAAGAAAAAUGUGCGGAAAAUAAUAAAGAAAAAGUGAACGAAAAAGAAGUGGCUAUUAAUGAUGACGCAAAAAAUAAAGUUGAGUCAGUUGAAAAACUGGAAACUAAUAAAGAUGAGGUUAUUGAAAAUAGCAUUAACGAAAAUAAAGUGGAAGAAAAAACCGUAGAAAGCGGUGUAAAAGAUCCACAGAAGCAGGAAACAUUAAAGAGUAAUAGUUUAAACCACAAGCAGAAUGCAAAUAAAGAUGUUAACAGUGAAUUAAGUGAAAAAAUUAUAAAAAAUGAAACUAGCGAUAAAGCUAGUAUUAGUGAGCCCAAAAAGGCUGAAAUUCACAGGAAAGUCGAAGUUAAAGAUAUCGAAGUACCAAAGUCCGCGCAAGAUAACCAGGAUAACACCGCAACGUUAGAUGUAGUUGUUGAGAAAGUAGCUACUAACGUUAGCGCAACCGACUUAUCAAAUGAAAAUGGUGAAGGUAAAGAAACUCUUGAAAUUGAAAAAACUAAAAAUGAGGAGCAAACUAAAUCAGCUGUUGUGCUGAUAACAGAAAGUAGUGAGAAUGCUGAAGCUAAAAACUUAACAACAAAAACCAAUAUUAGCUCUGAAAACCCAAAAACUGAUUUGGAAAAUGUUAAAAUUAAUCCAUUAACCGCUACAAAAUCCAUAAGUAAUGAUGUCACGAAUGAUGUGUCGCCUACUAACACUUCCCCCAGCACUACUUCCACUCCGCACACUACCAUUAAUCGCAAACGACGCCUUGAGGAUAUGCCAGCACCUGCCACACACCGUUUAUCGACAUCCGAGAGUGAGGUGGAUAUACAUUCGGAACAACAGGAAGAACUUGCCACAGAGGAUGACCUCGACCCAACAGAUGUGGGUGGUAAGCGCUUUAAAAUGCGUCCCAAAAUAACAAACACCGAUAUACGCAAGAAAGUGGAAGCGCAAAAAGGACGCGUAGAUGAGACUACAUCAUCGAGUGGAGAAGAGGAUGCGCGUCGUAGACGUAAAAUAAUCACGCCGCGUAGACAAAUUGAACGUUGUGUGAAAAAUCUGAAAGUAGCGCAUGAAGCGGCCGCUAAGCGUGAGAGUAGUCAAGCGCAAACGUCAAAGCAGGCGGAAAACACAAUUGCUGGUGUCGGUGAAGAGAAGUGCGAGGCGCUGAAUUUGACAAGCCCAACAACAACGUUAGCAUUUCCACCAGUUUUCCCUACAGUAGCAACAACAACAACUACACAAAUGCCAUUUUUGAGCGCAACAACACCAUUGAUACAAAUGCCACCACCAGCGCCAACAGCUCCGCUAACAUCGGCGCAAACAACACCAACAACUCCAACCGGUCGUCAAAAGCCCACGCUUGCCGAAAUCAUAGAGAAGAAAUUGAAAAAAUCUUGCGAGAAAGCAGCAACAACAGUUGAGGUAGAAACACCGCCAACGCCGCCUGCAAUAGCCGCCACAACAACAAUUGCCAUUGCAGCUACCACGACGAGCACCAACGAUGUGAGCUCAACGCUUGCGACAUUUUCGCCACCUAAAAAGUCGCCAAUAACUAAACCGUUGAAAAAGAAUUUACUCACACAAUUGCGACAGGAGGAAAGCGACGAGGACUCCAUACCGCGCAAGCGUACCAUCAGCGAUGCAGGAUCCACAGAAACUGCUAAAAAGUUGGAAAUACACAGUGGCGAAGAAAAGGAGCCGACACCCGAACGUAAAAUGCCCGAACGCAAGACGCCCGAACGCAAAGCAAGCGAAGCAACAUUUAACGAACGUGCAACUGUGUCACGUAAAACGCCAGAUCGUAAGACACCGGAACGACAACGUAAGCGUCGCAGCAGCGAGGAAGUGAAGGUAACGGGCGCGAAUGAGUCGGAGAGUAAUAAGGAAAUGAAAUAUGAGACACUGGUGGAAUAUGAAGCAAAAACUGAGGUUGUCGUGAAGAAGGAAAAGAGUCCAUCACCUGCUGAAGCGGCCGUAGUUGGGCGACGCUCAAGUAGACGCAGCGCUGCGACAGUCAUUUAUGCCGAGCUGCCGCAACCGAAGCGCACGAGAGGUGGCGCAAAAGCAACAACACCCAUUGCAACGCCUAAAAAGGCGGCGAAUAUCAAGGAAGAUAAGUCGAGUGAGGUGGCAAAGGAAGUGUCUAAAGCUGUGGUGGAAGCUGUGAGUGCGGAUGAUAGCAAUGCCGCAACUUCUAACACUGAAAUUACUGCAGAAAGUAUAUACCAAGAAACUGUCGAAAUAACAACUAUUAAGGAAACAACUAAGAAAGCAGGAUCGACAGCUAAGGAAAGUAGUAAGGAAGCUAAAGCGAAAGCGAAGCCAACCAAAGCUACAAAAGCCACAAAGAAGGAUGCUAAAAAAGAGGCAGCAACCAUUGUUAAGGAAGAGCCAAAACCCAAACCCGAAAAGAAGGCAGCAGCAACUAAUGCGUCCGAUGUAAAGAACGCCAGCACGACUGCACCUUCAACUUCAACCACUCCAGAAAAAGCAGAAAAACCCGUGCUAGUCAAGUCCACGCCCACUCCUUCACCCACAAAAACUCCAACGCCUGAAAAGAACUCGAGCGAAAAUACGUCGGCCACCGCACGUGGACGUGGGCCACGUAAGCAACGUGAAGUGGACGCCACCAAUAUUAUAGAAACUAUCGAUUCUGAGACACCAGUGCGUCAAUCGCGACGCAUUGCGCAGCAAAAAAUACGCGAAGAGGCUGAAAGGCGUAAACUUGAAGAGAUAGCGUUGCGUACCAUGAAACAGGAGCUGAAGAAGAAAAAGAAGGCGGAAAAACAGGUAGAUCCCACAGUGGCGGAGCCCUCAGAACCCUCGUCGUCCGAGGAGAGCGAAGUGGAGCUCAAGAAGAAGGCGAAAAAGAAGUGUCCCGGCAAAGAUGGUUGGUCAUCGGGUUCGGAGGAGCAAGAAGAACCGGAAGAAGAAGAUGAACCACCGCAGUACAGCGAUCCAGGCUCACCGCUCUUCCGUUCGGAUCACGAAUUCUCACCUGAAUCCGAUUUAGAAGACGAAACGCAAGUGGUACCAAUGAAGCGUGCGCGUACCGCGCGCAAAGAGGAUGCCGAGGAGGGUGAAGAUGGCGAUGAGGAAGCUUGUCAAAAGUGCGGUAAAUCAGAUCAUCCCGAAUGGAUACUGCUGUGCGAUAAAUGCGAUAAGGGUUAUCAUUGUUCUUGCCUAUCGCCUGUACUAUUCUAUAUACCCGAAGGCGAUUGGUAUUGUCCGCCGUGCCAGCAAGAGCAACUGAUUGCGGCGCUGGAACGGCAGUUGAACGAUUUCGAUGAAUUUGUUGAGCUCAAGCGUUUGCAGGAGGUGGAGAAUAAACGGUUGGCAGCUGAGGCAGAACGUGCCGAGCAGGAGCGCCUUGAGAAUGAGAAGCAACAGCAGAAAGAACUAAAAGAACGCAAGAAGCAUAAGAAGAAGAGUAAACGGCGUGGUGAAAACGGUAAGGAUGGUGAGAAUGGCGAAGAAGAAAGCGGCAGUAGUGGCAGUACCGAUGAUGAUAAAAGCGAGGAGCGCAAUAAAAAACGUAGUGCCAGUCAAAGUGAUGACGAUGACAGUGAAGACGAUAAACCGUUGGUGAAGAAAGGCACCGGCAAUCGUAAAUCACGCACCGAAAACUAUCGAGAUAGUCACAAGCGGCGGCGUGGUGAUGGACGUAGUCGUCGGCGCGCCGCAAGACGCGGUAUUGCCAGUCGACGUCGUCAACGCAAUGACACCGAUAGUGGCACUGGUAGUGGCUCGGCGCACAGAUCGGGCAGCGAUAGCGGCGAUACGCGCAGUGGUUCUGGUUCGUCGUCAUCAUCCUCGGUAACCGACAGUGAUGACGAGCCGAUUUACAAGCUACGCAAGCGACGACAAAUCAAUGUCAGUUAUCGUUUGAACGAAUAUGAUGAUCUAAUCAACUCGGCGUUGAAGAAAGAAAUGGAUGAAUUGGCCGGUGCAGGCAAUUUGGGACGCGGCAAAGAUAUUUCCACCAUAAUGGAGGCUGAUAAAGAGGAAAAGGCACGUCAGCGACAAGUGGAACAGGAUGAAACCGCUGAUAAGGAUGAAAAAGACGAGAAGACUGCGAUAAAGACGGAAGAGCAAGAUGCAGAAAAUGAGAAAGAAAACGACACAGAAAAACAAACUAUUGAAGAACGCAUAGCGAAGUCGGACGACGAUGAUUCUGAUGAAGUGCUCAAACGUAAGGCGAAACCGAAGUGCUCUACUAAAAAGAAGUCACGCAAGUUGACCACCUUAGAUAUUAGCUCUGAGGAGGACAAUGCGUCCGACGAAGAUUUUAAAACCUCUUCGUUCGAUGAUGACGAAGAGGAAGAUACUUCCAUUUCUGUGUCGACCGAUAGUGAUUCGAGCUUAGAAGUAUUUCGACGCCGCGGCAAGAAAAAUAAAAAGCAACGUAAGGCGGCGCGACGUGCAACACGCGAACGACGCAAAGAUCGUCGUUUUGUUGUGGACGAGAGUGAUGACGAAGAGGAAGAAGAUCGUCCGAAAUCGAAAAAGAAGAAAAGCGAAGAUCUGGACUAUACCGAAUCGGAGACCGACUCGGAAGCUUCAGAAAAUCUUGAAGAUGUUGACAGCGCUGAUCUGUGCGACGAUACGACAAGCGAGUCUGAUGGCGCCUGGUAUCCGUCGAAACGUAAGAAGCAGCGCAAAGGUAACAGCUCGAACAUUGCACGCAAGUCACCGAAACUGAAGAAACAACCGGUUAAGAAGGUCAAACGUGUCGAGUACUCUGACGACGAUAUUAGCGAGAGCGAAGAGGAGGAGGAUGAAGAUGAUGAUAUCACCGGUGGAAAGGGUUCGGGCAAACAGCCACGUUCGCAACCACUAAAAUCCAGCAACUCUACUAAGGGCAAGGGCAAGGGUAAAGGUAAAGGCAAGACAACCGCAUCGAAGAAGAAAAAGAAAGUCUCUGAGGAUGAGGAUAGCUUUUCCGACAGCGACGACAGCACACGACGCACACGUGGACGCCGCUAUGCCUACUUGGAAGACUUUGACGAUGAGAGCUCCGAUGGUGGCAUAAAACCAGGUGUUAAACGACCCGACACACCACCAGAAGAGCGCCAGAAAUUCAUACAGCGUCAAGAGGAAAUCAAACGUAUGUUGGCCGAGAAGAAUGCCGAGGGCGCGAAAUUGGCCGCAACACCGCGUCUCACACCGAUCAAAGCGGAUGGCGACAAAGACAAACGUUCACCGGCAAAGCUGAGUGAUUCGUUGUCGACAGUGCCAUUGUCGGUGAUACGUCAAGCGAAGGCUUUGGAUGCAGAAUAUUUGCAGCGUAAAGGCGAAAGUAUUGGCGAUUCGGAUAAUGUCGAUGAGGUGGAUGAGUUCGACGAUGCCGAUUUGCCCGACGAUUUCCCCGAGGACAUGGAUGAAGACACCAUAGCGCGUAUGGUGGAAGAAGAGGAGGAAUUGAGUGCAGCUGCGGCGGCACGUGAGUUACCGCCAGCCGACGAAGUGUUGCGCACACCGACAAAACAAACGAACAAAUCCAAAGAAACGUCUGUGGCACCAACCGCGCCGCCUGCCGUUGUCCCCGCACCACCUGCUAAUCUACCAAGCAAUGCUUCCAGUGUUGUAGUAAGCGCACCUGGUGGUCCAGACAAGACGUCACUGAUAAACCCUGCAUUGGCAGCGCUAGCACAAAUGCCAGGCGCUAGCUCAGCACUCGCCGCGCAUCACAUGUCAUCGCCUUUGGCGUCAGGACUACAGGAACCAAUGCGUAAACGUUUACCGAUGCCCACAUUGCAUCCGCCACUGCUACGUCAUCAAUUUCCACCACAUGGUGCGAAUAUGCCACUCGCACAUCUGCUGCAGCGGCAUCCCUCAGCGCAACCACCCACACAUCUGCUACAGAGCGCGCUCAACGCGCCGCUUGGUCAACCACUGAAUCGCAGCAGUUUUCCGCCACAGCAUUUGCCGCGUCUACCGGCGGGCAUGACAGUGGAACAAAUGUUGGCCGCGCAACAUCUCAUGACUGCUGCAGCGGCACGCCACAAUCUCCCGCCCUCUUCCCAACCAUUGCCAGGCGCGCCUAAUGCGCGUGAUGUUAUCGACACAAGCGGCAGCGCUGGCAGUGGUCCCGGCCUCCCAGGCGCGACUGCUAGUAGUGUGCCGCCAGCGCCCGCAGUCCCCAUCAACAAGCCCGAAACGGAGCCGAAACCGCGUGGUAGACGGAAAAAGAUUACGCCGCUGCGUGAUACAUUGCAAAAACAGCAAACCGCCGCCGCUGUCACAGCGGCAACCACACAAUCGGACAAACCAGCUGAACCGCCCGCAAGUAAUGGCGCGGGCGGUGGCAGCGUCAUAAAGUCAGCAUUAUCCGCCUCAGUCAACGCGCCGCCGCCACAGCUAUACAAGCAGCAAGAAGGCGCUGGCGCACCCAUCGUCAGCGCUGCCGCGAUAGUCUCACAAGCAUCAGUAAUUACGCGUAUGCCGCAGCUACCCACGGCCGCUGCGCAUGCAAGUGUCGUGCGUGCUAUGAGUAAUUUAUAUCCCGGCGCAGAUGUUGCUCGCUUCUUUGCGCCACCGACCUCCUUAGCGGCAGUGACUGGCGCUCGGCCAGCGCCGCCUUCUAUGCAACGUCAUCGUGAUGGUCCCAGUAUGCAGGGUCUGUCGCCACAUGGUAUGCGUCAGAGCUAUGGGCCACCACCACCAUUGCGUGGCAGUGGCUCGUCUUUAACCAAUCAUGGUCCACCGCCGCAGGGUGUUGUGGGCGAGCGCCCGACAUAUCCAGCGCCGGGUGAUCAUCAUGUGCCGGGCGGCAUGGGCGCCAGCAUGUAUGCCGGUCCACCACCACCAGCGCGUCAUUCUACAUCGCAUUUAAAUCCAUAUCGCCCACCCAUAUACGGUAACCCAAGUUUUGUGCCACGUGGACCGCAUGUGCCGAAUAUACGCGUGCCAGUAAGCGGAGGACCAGAGUUUCCGAGUGGCCCAAGUACUUAUUCACCAUACGGCUAUUAUCCACCACCACCACCCUUAACAACACCACAUGGACCACCCAUGCAGCGACCGCCAACGUCUUCGCCAGCGCCAAUAUCACGCGGUCCACCACCAACAACAGCAGCAACUGCUUCAGUGCCGCCCAUACCGCCAACAAUAGUAGCCAGCACAGCAACCAGCGCAGCGCCAAUCACAACAACACCAAUAGCUACCACAAAAACAAGUAUACCAGCAAGCGCAAUAACAACAACCAUAGCCAAACCAAGCUCUGUUAUCGUAGCAGCGCCACCAUCGAGUGCCAGCACCAACUUGAACGCCAGCGCUGCACGUAACAUUGUACAAAAGUCAUCACUACCAACACCAACACCAACACCAACCAUAAUACAACCGCCCACACCGAUACCACCAACAACACCAGCGUCAGUUCCGCCACCCGCUGCAAUACCCACGCGUGCAAUAGUGACUGAGGCCGCUGUAAGCGCGCCGGUCGCCACCAUAGUCAAUAGCAAAGGGCCAAUUGUAACGGCCACAGUGGCAGCGAGUGUUGUCAGUGAACCACAAGCGCCGCCACGCAAGAAACUCACCACACUUGAAACGUAUGCGGUGGCUCAGACCAAAUCACCACUCGUCAUAGCGGGUGAGUCGUCGGGUUCACGCAGCUCACCGGGCGGCAUACAAGCCGAGCCGGCUGAUGACUCCUCAUCGGCGCAGGGUGCAGCCACGACUGCGGCGGUCGCCGACAGUGGUGAGGGGCAGGCGAGCGAAUUUAGUGGGCUUGUCAGUUACUUUAGCUCACAGCAUGACGACUACAACACAUAACAACACUCGCGCACGAAUAUUGUUAACGCGUUGUUGCGCGGCUUUUAGAUGCAAUACGGAGCGCAUGCGCAGACGUUAAGCACAGUUAUAGUCAAAUAUUCAUAUUUGCUGUAUUCGAAUAUUAUGUGUAUGUGUAUGUGUUAGGCGUAGUUGAUUUAGUUUAAUAAUUUUUUUUAUGAUUUUUUGUGCAACAUGCAAUGCAAUGCCGGCACGUUUGGGCUAAAGUCAAAGCUCUUGGGUGUGUGGUGAGUUGGUUGUUGGCGCUAAAUGCAUGCUAAUUGUGUUUAUUAAAUGUUUAGGCCACUUAUUGGAAAUUCAAUACUGAACAAAUAGCUCCUCCUCGGUACAUCACUAUAAUAGAAAAAAAAAUGAACAAAAAAUAUUGAAAAAAAAAAAUUUGAAAAUGUUAAGAAAAAUAUUA
Molecule: messenger RNA, 10532 nt
Organism: Zeugodacus cucurbitae (melon fly)
Lineage: Eukaryota; Metazoa; Arthropoda; Insecta; Diptera; Tephritidae
Exons: 7
Coding region: 518-10111 (3197 amino acids)
Biological process (GO): regulation of DNA-templated transcription
Cellular component (GO): RSF complex
Source: RefSeq, a predicted model, not a curated record